Polyodon spathula (Mississippi paddlefish) is the source of this 4231-nucleotide messenger RNA. It is a transcript of the gene lonrf2, whose product is annotated as LON peptidase N-terminal domain and ring finger 2. Gene Ontology annotation, molecular function: protein binding. NCBI's taxonomy places the organism in Eukaryota, Metazoa, Chordata, Actinopteri, Acipenseriformes, Polyodontidae. Bases 758 to 3148 code for a protein of 796 amino acids. The transcript is spliced from 12 exons. The record is from RefSeq and is a predicted model, not a curated record.
UGCGCGUUUAGAAAGAGGUGCAAAUAAUGAUGGGAAUUUCACCAAAAUUGCAGAGACCAAUUUGUAAAAGAGAAGACUUUUUUGUUUGUUUAAUGGGAUAAUGAAAAUAAGAAUGUUCUUUUUUUUUCUUACGAAAACAUGAAAUAGUCGCUUUCUUAACCCUGCACGAGAAACAGAGGUAGACUGAAUUUACAGCACCAGGUUGGUGGAAUGAGGUGCUGCUCGUUUAUACUAGCGUCACAGGGACGACUUGUUUUCAAUACACAUUGGACAACUGAAAUUAGUCUAGCUAAUGAUAUACUGUAUAAUGAGCAGCUUAACAAAAUAACUAUAUUAACAUUCGCAGCAAGUAUGUAUAUAUAUUAACAAUAAGGAAAGUUUACUUAAUUUAUAUUUUGUAACUGAAGUUAACAAGAAGUGGAGAUAUGGAGCAAUUUGACACAACCUGAGGAUUGCCAGACUGAAGACUGUAAACACUUCCAGACUGACGCAAGCCAACACAAAGUGACCAUUGUUUAUUUCUUAUAUGCAAGUAACAGUUUCUUCCUAUUAAUAUGACAGCGAGAAGAACCCGUGACUAUGCUGGACGCCACGGAUUUACAUACUAGGCCUACUGCGACGUGUGGUGAUGCAUGUUUGGUAAUAGCCAAAACGGUGAUUGACAUUAACAGAAUUCAGUAUAUUUAACACUUUGCGUAUUUACUACAGGAGUUAAAAGUUAUCAAGUGUGACAGUUUUUCUGACAUUAUUUACGACAAUGGAGACAGGAACCCAAAACCACUCUCAAAACUUCACUAACCCCAGCCCCCCCGGAAUCUGCCCGGAGAUGCUAGAGGUAGCCCGAGAGGCAUUCCGGGCCGGCGAUUACUCUCUAGCAGCCGAAAUUUAUGGCUCACAACUGGCAGAUCUUCAACAUCCCGAUCGGGGUCUGUGCCUCCGAAAAGGCGACGCACUGGCUAGGGCUGGUCGGAUUAGAGAGGCCCUUGACUUGUACUGCACCGCCGCCAAUCUUAGCAGACUGCGGCCGGAGGAACUCCAGUUGCUGGUGGAGAGUAUUGCUGACAGUCUCCGGGAAAAAGAAUUGAAAUUGUCGAGCCUGGAGCGGAAGACAACCUACGGAAACCAAAACAAUGGGAAAAGUGGUGAAACAAGCGAUUAUGCUACCAAAAGUAAAUGUUCUGGCAACGGCGACAUAGAAAAGUUUGGAGAUAUGGACGAAAGUGAAGAAUCUCUGGACCUGUUUGCGUGUGGGUUGUGUAAAAGCUUACUGUCAGACCCCACAACGCUACAGUGUGGACACACAUUCUGCAAACGCUGCCUGGAAAACGAGCGUGUCACAGAGUGCGAAACAUGCAAAUAUAAACUAAAUAAAAAGAACGGCCAACUUUACCCCAUUGGAUUUAGAGUGAAUGUAGUUCUUGGAAAUUUGUUGGAUAAAUGGUACGAGACCGAGAGCAAGGCCAGAAAAUUAUAUUUGGAAGGCGAGUCCCUCUAUAAAAAGCAAGAAUUCGGGGCUGCUUUGGAGAUGUAUAAUACUGCUAUACAACUAGCUCCUUUUGACUAUAUCCUGAUGGGAAAACGUGCCAAACUCCACACAGCUAUGAACAAUUACGCCCAAGCUGUUCAAGACGGGGACAGCUCUUGCAGAUUAAGACCUCUAUGGCCCAAGGCACACUAUUUGAAGGCUGUUGCACUAACCAAGGUUGGCAGAAAUGAGGAGGCAUUGAAAGAGUUUCUUUUCUGUGUGGCUUUAAGGCCUGAGUGGAGCUCAGUAAAACUCGAAGCACAAAAGAUCCUGUGUGAAAUGUUUUCAUCUGCGUUUGAGAACAACAGCUUUCCAUCUCCUCUUCGACCUCAGUCAUCGUACACGCAGCUCAAACCCUCCCUUCUUAACUCCAUCAACUUGUCGCUUACAGAUGAGAGGCUAAGUGAUGGGUGUUCAAAAGACUCCCUAUUCAAAGUCUCCAAAACCUCACCUUGCGAUAGUAGUGUGUUUACCACUGUUGAGUCUGUGAAGACUCCACACUCUUUGAAUAAACUUGACUUUCCCUUUGAGGACACAAAGACUCUGGGGUCAGUGCUGUCCAGUCUUCCAGGCUCGAGCCUCAAGAGGAGAUGCCACAGUGACUCUGGGUCAUCUCAGGGCUUUGAACUCCCCUGCAAAAUUCUUAAACAAGAUGGGGAGUGUUUACCUCAGAAAACUGCAGUCUGUAAAGGGUCUCGGGAAGUCCCCAUUCAUCUGGUUGACUCCUCUGAUCUGGAAUGCUCUCUCUGCAUGAGGUUGUUUUAUGAACCAGUCACCACUCCAUGCGGACACACCUUCUGUCUAAAAUGUCUUGAGCGAUGCCUUGACCACAACCCCAGCUGUCCACUCUGUAAAGAGGACCUUUCAUUGUAUCUGGCCACCAAAAUGUACAACAAGACUUUUGUAACAGAAGAAGUGAUCAUUCGCUACCUAUCGGAGGAGCUGGCUGAAAGGAAAACAGUCUAUGAGGAGGAGAUGAAGGAACUGUCCAACUUGAAUAAGGAAGUGCCCAUUUUUGUAUGCACCAUGGCGUUUCCGACUAUCUCGUGCCCUCUACAUGUUUUUGAACCGCGUUACCGCCUCAUGAUCCGAAGAUGUAUGGAAACUGGCACCAAGCAAUUUGGGAUGUGCAUAGCGGAUGAGCGCAAAGGGUUUGCUGACUAUGGCUGUAUGCUGGAAGUUCGAAAUGUCAAGUUCUUUCCAGAUGGCCGGUCAGUUGUGGACACUAUUGGAGUGUCCCGGUUUAAAGUCCUUAGCCAUAGCCAAAGAGAUGGAUAUAACACUGCCAAUGUAGAAUACCUGGAAGACAAAAAGACGGAGGGAGAGGAGUAUGCUGAGCUGGUACGUCUUCACAACUCUGUUUAUGAUCAGGCUGUUGCAUGGUUUACGUCUCUGAAAGACAACAUGAAGAGUCAGAUUCUUAGCCACUUCGGAUCAAUGCCUGGAAAGGAGUCAGACCCACAAGCCAGUCCCAAUGGACCUGCCUGGUGCUGGUGGUUAUUAGCAGUACUUCCAUUAGAGAACCGAGCCCAGCUGACCAUACUGGCCAUGACAUGCCUGAAAGAACGACUGAUUGCCAUAAGACGUGUGUUAAUUUUUGUCACCCGCAAAAGAUCUUCAUGAUGAUGAUGCACACUGAAGUUCAAAUAGUUGGAAUAUUAGAUCUGAUCCAAAAAUAGAUACAUGAAUAAUUCAGUAGCUUUAUUUCUUGGCAUUUAUAGUUCAACUUGUGCCUGAUGGUCACCUUAACAGAUCCGAGUCCAUUGUCCUGUUUAUUUAUAAUUCAGAAGAACAGAAAAAAUUGUUUUGUUGAGUGAUCCUUCGCCUAGGAUUCAGACUGACUUGAAGCACUAGAGCACCUUAAGUGACCUACCUUGGCGUACAGAUGUUUGUGUGUAUGUGUGUAUGUGUGAGUGAGUGAGCUGCUCAUGGGUGAUGUGUACCUGUAAAAAAGUUUGAAGUUUAACACUGAAGAGCAAUACAAAAUAGAGGAUGUCCACCUUUCUUUCAGAAGCUGCUGUUUCUUACCUCGUCUAAUGAAAUACACACAACGUGAACUUCCCGGUCUCCAUGUCACUUGGGUCAAGAGACAGAGCCAGAUCUCUUUCCCAGAGUUACUUUUUAUAGUCCUCCAUUGGCACCAAAUACAUUCUCCUUCAUAAAUCCCCCACCUCAUAUCCACAUCAAGUUGUCCAACUUUCUUGUGGGUUGCACUUUGUUAUUUUUGUUUGAAAAAAAAAGUAUAGGGUUAGUUUUUUUUCUCUUCCCCUUUACUCCAUUUUGUGCUUCUGUGCCUUCCAUCUGUUCUAAGUGUGGUUCCCCACUUUCUCCAACACAAAUUUAUGUUUAAUGUUUGUAGACAUGUCAGUCACUCCUACUCUCAAGGAAGUUCGUUCCCCUUUGGUGGUUCACCAUUGUGAUAAAAGUCCUUCUACACCCUCUACAUCUAAAAGAGCAGGGAGCCCCAGAGAACAGCUGGGUUCUGGGGUUUCCCCUCCAAUCAAAAGAAAUAGAAAAUCUACACACUCCUGCAGCAGCAGGGAGAGAGACAUAUCGACGAAAUCAGCCACCGCCAUUAUGGAAGCUAAAGCAGCCAGAGUUCAACCAUUCCCUUUACAGCUACCAAUGCCUAAAGAUCUUUUUUUUUCAAUGGUUAACUCUUUGUGGUCCUAUGUCGGACCAGGUCUGACAUUAUAAUUUUCCCUU